Colletotrichum spaethianum is the source of this 894-nucleotide messenger RNA. RefSeq names its product 54S ribosomal protein L2, mitochondrial. NCBI's taxonomy places the organism in Eukaryota, Fungi, Ascomycota, Sordariomycetes, Glomerellales, Glomerellaceae. The record is from RefSeq and is a predicted model, not a curated record. The transcript is spliced from 2 exons. Gene Ontology annotation, cellular component: mitochondrial large ribosomal subunit; ribosome. Gene Ontology annotation, molecular function: structural constituent of ribosome. Gene Ontology annotation, biological process: translation. The coding region runs from base 1 to 894 and encodes 297 amino acids.
AUGCGUCUUUUCCAAUUGCAGCAGCCCCUGAGGGCCGCUGCCGCCGGUCUCCUGCGGACGACCGCCCCGAUCCAGUCCUCGACGUCGACCGCCGCGCAGCUGCUCCGGGCCGACGCCGCCAACGCCCUCGUGGCCGGACGCAGAUACGCCUCCGUCAAGUCGCAGGGUGCCUACAAGCUCGCGCCCAAGCGUACGAUACCGAAGAAGCUGGGAGCCAAGCGCACGGGUGACCAGUAUGUCAUCCCCGGCAACAUCAUCUACAAGCAGCGCGGCUCCCUCUGGUGGCCCGGCGAGAACUGCAUCAUGGGCCGCGACCACACGAUCCACGCCAUGGCCACGGGCUACGUCAAAUACUACCGCGAUCCCGCGCGCCACCCAGACCGCAAGUACAUCGGCGUCGUCUUCAACAAGGACGACGUCCUGCCCUACCCGACGCACGCCGAGCGCAAGCGCAAGCUCAACAUGUCUGCGCACCCGAUCGUCAAGCCCGCCGAGACGCCCGCCGUCUCCGCCUCGGGCAUCCCGACCCAGAUUGUCCGGCCCUCGGCCCGGACGGCCAAAGGCGCGCCGACGGAGCCGGCGAGGGUGCUGAAGCUGCGCGACGACUACUCGUACCGCGAGGACAACUGGCGCAUCGGACGGCUCGUGAAGCUCCGCGUCGGGGGCAUGAGCCGCAAGGCCAAGCUGCGGCAGAGGCGGUACGCCAAGGAGCGCACGAUGGCCGGGCAGCGCGCGGCGCAGGCCAAGUUCGCGGCGAUGGAGGUGGACGAGUGGACGAUUGCGGCGUCCAAGAGGCUGCAGGAGCAGAGGAACGCCGCCGUCGUGGCCAAGAACAAGAAGAGCAAGCAGAAGGCGCAGAAGCAGGCCAAGAAGGCCGGCAAGGCCAAGCGGUAA